AGAAUUACCAAGACUUACCUGCUCAACGUGUAGUUUAGCGUUCUAGUUUUAUAGAGAUCAGGGUUCACGUACUGAUCGAUUAACGAUGCAAGCCCUGAAGCCAUCGUCUUCCAAGCUCACCCUGAUCGUUGCUAGUGUCGUGUUUCUUCUUGGGCUGGCAGGCGUCGCUCAUGGUGGCAGGAGGCUCAUCUCCAGCCACGACGACAACAAGCCGUGCAAGAAGAUGACGGUCUACUACCACGACAUCCUCUACAACGGGAGCAACAACACGGCGAACGCGACGUCGGCGGCGGUGACGAAGCCGUCGGCGGCGCUGAGCAGGUCCAACUGGAGCAACGGCACCUUCUUCGGCAUGCUCGUGGUGUUCGACGACCUGGUGACGGAGGAGCAGGCGCUGACGUCGGAGCCGGUGGCGCGCGCGCAGGGCUUCUACCUCUACGACAAGAAGGAGGCGUACAACGUGUGGAUCGCCUUCACCCUCGUCUUCGACUCCAAGGCGUACAAGGGCACCCUCAACCUCAUGGGUGCAGACCUCAUGGCCGAGGAGACACGGGACCUCUCUGUCGUCGGUGGCACCGGUGAUUUCUUCAUGUCGCGGGGCGUCGCCACGCUGAGCACCAAUGCCACCGAGGGUUACUUCUACUUCCGCCUCAAGAUGGACAUCAAGCUCUACGAGUGCUACGUCGCCUGAGAUCAGAUCUCACUACUCGCUCGUCUAAGAGUAUACAGAGAUGCACGGGUGUCUUCACUGAUUAAGUGCAAGCAUGUUUAGUUUUAUGUGUUAAAAUGUGGUUUUGAUUUCAUUUCUUGUUGUGAUGGAUUAGUUACACGUGUGUAUGUUUACUAGUGUUAUGUGUUGACAUCAUGCAUGUUUAGUUUUAUGUGUUA
This is a messenger RNA of Setaria italica (foxtail millet), 888 nucleotides long. RefSeq names its product dirigent protein 5. Lineage: Eukaryota; Viridiplantae; Streptophyta; Magnoliopsida; Poales; Poaceae. The record is from RefSeq and is a predicted model, not a curated record. The coding region runs from base 86 to 691 and encodes 201 amino acids. The transcript has a single exon.